This is a messenger RNA of Aspergillus saccharolyticus JOP 1030-1, 8724 nucleotides long. It is a transcript of the gene atmA, whose product is annotated as DNA-binding protein kinase TEL1. The transcript has 10 exons. Gene Ontology annotation, biological process: DNA repair. NCBI's taxonomy places the organism in Eukaryota, Fungi, Ascomycota, Eurotiomycetes, Eurotiales, Aspergillaceae. The record is from RefSeq and is a predicted model, not a curated record. Gene Ontology annotation, molecular function: protein binding; protein serine/threonine kinase activity. The coding region runs from base 108 to 8477 and encodes 2789 amino acids.
UCCAAAUGCACUUGCAGUGUCAUUGAAUUUCGUCAGUGCACACACUCACAUGGCCUGUGGGAUGAUGCUGGUCUUACUGCUCUGAGAGAAUCUAAGUUCUCGUCACAAUGGGAGAGAUUACUCUCGAGGGAGCCAUUGGGCUAUUGGCAUCCGAGAAGCUGAGGGAACGCUCGGAUGGACUAGCCGAUCUUAAGCACAUCCUACGGCAGAAUAAAAAUAACAUCAGACUAACCGCACUCAAUGAUAAAGCUUGCCACAAGCUGUUCGAGUCAUUGUUUCGAUGCAUUUCGCUGGAGAAGACCCAGUAUACGCGCGCGAGCUCCAAAGGGGCUUCUGCUUCGCGCUUGUCAUCAUGCGCAUCCGUUUUUCGCACUGCUAUCGAUACUCUCCUGCGAAAUCUGCGAGCAAAGUCGAUCCGCGCGAUAGUUGAUCAUGUCACAGAGACCAUCCCGACUCCUGAAGCUCCUCUAUCUAAGAUACUCGGUUUGGAUUAUGUCAAAAGCUUGACUACCUUACUGAGUUUUCCUCCCCAUCUGGAACACCUUGGCGAUAAUGAAUGGGACAAGCUUAUGGAGUUUUGCCUACGAUUCGUAAGCUCGCACGAUAGUGACAGCCAAGAAAGUUUCCACAGCCAUCAUUUGUCUGCUCCGGACAGCUUCAUAACUUCUCCGAAAAGGAUCCCAACUCCAUCCAGGUUGUCUUCCAGGGAAAAUUCUAGACCAGAUACAAAUGCUAUUACAGAGGCUAUCUUAUGUGUUCGGCUUCUUGUUGGGUGUCCAACAGCCUCGUUCCUUGAGUCAGCCGAGGAAAUUCUUCAGGAAUUGACAAAAGCUCUGAGGUCAUCAAGUCUGGCUGGAAGUGGCUAUCAAGUUGCUCUUGAUUGCAUAAAUCGGAUUGUAAUGAAGGUAUUGCCAGAACAGUCAGACAUUGCUCGGACAUCGUUGCUUAACCUUAUGCCGGUUAUUAGACGACUGUGGUUCAAAAAGCUUCAAGGUCUAAAGGAUGAACUCAUUGUUACGUCUAUGCUAUGCGUAAUUAGUUUGACUGAAACAGCCCACAGAGAGCCUUCCGAGUCUCUAAUCCAGACGAUUGAAGAUUUGCUGGUGACUCUGCAUGCGGAGUACACAAAGCGUCCAGAGAAGGAUCUUUUGCAACUAGACGAUAUCUCUUUUCAUCGGCACACCUCAACCGAACAACAAAAAUACUUCAUCUGGCCUCGCCUCGAUGCCUCCAAAUCAGAGCAUAAUUGGACCGUUUUGUGGGUCGUAGCCAAGCUGAUCGCGCUAUUAGAGGAUACUUCUGUACGGCUGCCUACUGCUUCUUUGGAUCAGUUACCAACGAAAAAGCGCCGCCUGGCUUCGAUGUCCGAUGAGAUCGUGCGAGAAACAACAACGUCGUCAGGUGCAAAGAGGGUUUGCGCCUUGCAGUUACUACCUUUUCUCCACAACUGUUAUGGGAGCAUUGAGUCGAAGACUGCGCUACUCGAAAGAUUGAUUCCUAGUAUGGUUGAUGAUGACAGUACCAUUUCUAUAUGGACGAUGGUUGCUAUUGCAAGUAUCGCAAGCAGUCCUGGUGCAGGCUCAAUGUCGCUGAGACCUUACUGGGAGCAGGUAUGGGAUCUUGCGUCUAGAGCUUCAGCCUCGCACGUAACCUCUAGAGCAGCUUGCAACGUCAUGCACAAUGUUCUUCACUUUGAUCUUCUAGACUACCCUGUGGUUGUUCAGUCGAUAAAUUCGAUGCUGUCUCCUAGUAAUUUGGACGGACCAUCUGCUCUCUCCGAUUCAUCCCUAGCACUUUGGGCCACAAUUAUCCGUAAAACGGCGCAGAUUAAUCCAGGCCUCGUCACGAAAGCCUCGAGUCAAAUAUCAUCUUGGCUUCACAGCGCGGAAAUUUAUAACGUCCAGGAUUUACUUCGAUUAAAGUCUUUUGCGCGGCCUGACCCGAACGACCACAUUAUUCUUGACUUACUGCAUACGAAAUCCGAGAGUCUCUGGCAAGCAUGGCAGUCAUUGUCAACAGAAAAGUCACAUCACAUCACUACCGACAUAGUACAGAUAAUUGUGUCCUUUUGCCUCGCGGUUGCCCUGUACACAGAAUGUCUGCCAGAACAAGUCAAAGAGCGAGCGUCUGGCUUACUCAGGAAUAGCCAGUUGCUGUGGAAAGGCUUAUAUGCUCUAUACAGCUUGUUAGAUCCCCUCGCGGAGAUCUUGGAAGAGUCUCGACAGCGGCAGAAACAACUAGUGGAGACUCGUGGUGAAGAAGCGAUGGACCUGGAUGAUCCAUUACUCACAGAUGAUAACGACCAAUUGGCAGAUAUCACCGGCAUACUAAACAACAAUCGAGAAGCAGUGCCGUUGUUCCAGGAUAGUGCAACAUUUCAGCGCUGUCUUACCGUGCAAGUAUCGUGCUUCCGAAAGAUUCACCCCUACUUGAAAUCUCCUGACAAUUUGCUCAAUAGCGAGGAUCUUGUUGAAUAUUUGACUCAUCUUGACGAGGUCGACAUACUAUCUGCUCGGGAUUUCCUACCCUAUGUCUAUCAAGCCAGUGCUGGUCUAAGUCGCGAUUCAUUGCUAAGCAUACUUGAGGAUCUCGCCGAAAAGUGCCUCCAGUCUUACGGAUUGGAACGCUGCGAAAACUCCCACCUUGUUUGUCUCCGUAUGAUGCAGAGCUUUGCCAAAUCAUGGACUAGGCAGGAGGAUGAUCAUCUCUAUGAUUCGGCGACUGACAUAUACACGUGGUUCGUGGAUAUUCUCCUCGCAAAGAGAAGAGCCUCCCCCUCUGUUCUUAUUGGGAUGACAGAGCUGGUGGGAGACAUUCUUUCACACAAUUCUGCGUAUACAUGCGGCUCAGCAACUCCUUCUCCUCGUACCUGUCUAUUCACAAUACUCCGAGAAGGAAAUGCUUCCGUGAUAUUCAGGGCUGGCGAAUUGAUUCCACAGCUUUUCGGCAGGUUCUCGCUAACGGACCAUGAUGCCAUAUUCAGUGACGUCUUAAGCAACCUACCCCGAGAUCCAGACUGCAUUGAAGGGAUCGCUCUUCGUCUCUUCAUUUUAGCUCGCCUUGCUUCACAGUGGCACACGUUGCUUCGUAGGAGUAUUUAUCACAUGGUGGAGACUCCUGCUCAUGUUCCACUCUCCCUACGUUAUGCUGAAAAGUGCAUCAAGGAGGUUGCGGCAACACUUGGGCUCAAGGAUGCCAAGGAGCUAUUUCACCUUUUUUGUUCUCAAAUCAUAUACACAUGGACCGAAGGGCAGUCCAUUACUUUGUUGCCUUUCAGUGUGUUCGAAUAUGCCAGCACCAAGGAGAUGUUGAUCGAUGUGCAAGACGAGGCUGUCGGUCAGGUCAUGAUGCGUUGGAAUGAGCGUGAGGCGGAUGAGCUCGCGACUUGUACCGACUCGCCGUUCAUUGAACUUUUAGCUACGUCGUUCUACCGAGCAGAGGCUUACAGCAUUGCCCGCGACAUCAGCGUUCCUCCUAGCCAAGGAAGUCAGCCAAAGGGCGUGGAGAAGCUGCUGAAAAACAUGCUAGGUGCAGAAAGAUUCAUACAGUUGGUCGAAAGGCAUUUUCCAGCAAUUAUAGCAACACUUUUUGGAACUCUCGAUCAAUACGAUCAAUUUGAAAGAGCACUUCAGAAGCAAGGCAAAUAUCGGCAAGCCCUUGAAAUCCUGAAUUCGAUCGUCGACAGGAGUUGCUCGAGCGCCGUUUUACCAGUGAAUCAGCAGCCGUCAUUCAGGGCUCGUUAUCUCCUGGAUGAGCUUGAAUUUAUCUGCAAACGUAGUGGAUAUGAGCCAGCGACCAUCUGGACCCCUGCUUUGGCGACUUACGUUUGUCGCACCCUGCUAGAGUCUAUACAUCCGGCUCUUGGCUCUCUUCACGCAUGCUCUGUAAUUCGGAAGAUGAGGAUCCUGAUUAGUAUUGCAGGCUCUGUCAUGCUGCGGGAUUACCCCUUCGAGAUGAUUGUUCAUGCCCUGAGACCAUAUCUGGUUGAUAUAUUCUGCGCUGAAGAUGCACUUGGCAUUUUCUGGUAUAUGCUAGAUGCGGGAAAGGGUUAUUUGAGCGAUUGCCCCGGUCUCAUGGCUGGCAUUGCGGUUACAACCAUGCUCUCAUUGAGAAGAUUCGUCGCCUCGCCACCGACGGAUCCAACGCAGAUGGACCUCAUACAGCGGGUCCUGUGCAGGAUAGAAGAGUUUCUCCAGUGGUUCGAAGCACUUGUAGAUUCUUAUGAGUCUUCGGCUAUGAGUGCUGAGCAGUCUGAGUUGUUCAAACUGUUGAUGAAAUCAUGCUCAGCAAUGACCCAUUCGGAGAGCGAGGCACAAGGUGAACAUGAGCAUACAUUGCUUCUGCAUGUUCUUGGUGAUCGAAACUCUGGGAACAGCCUUCUCAGCAGGCAUGUGUCCAAUCAUGUUAUAUCAUUGUUAUGCGCCAAGGAUGAUCGUCCGUCAGACCACAUCCAGCACUUUGAUAUGAAUACAAGCGAUGAGGCGGCAAUUGCGAGCGCUGUGUCAGUCUGUCAGGCCGUACAAAAGUUUGAUUGCCGUGUCGAAUACAAAAUUUGGGCUGCUAAGGUCAUUGGGAAAGCUUUCGCUGCCACAGGUAGCAUUAGCGACGCUCUAUCAAGAGAACAAGAUCCCGCAUUAUUUGAGACACUACACCCUCGAGCAGGCCUGGACUCAGCAUUUUCCUCCCGGAUCAGCAUCCUCGUACAACUUUGCGAUAUGCUUCAGAAUAGCAGCCAUACCGAGGUCGGUCUUAUUGAACAUACAAUGCAACGGAUUUUCAGCAAUUUAAGCAACUUCUCCGAGCUUGACCAAUGCCGCAACAUCAUCCCGCCUUCUCUUCUCAACGCUUUGACGUGGGAUCCUUAUCACUGCCCUGAUAUCUCUGCGCGCUAUUUAAAAAAGAGCACUGCCAACGAGCUAGGGUGGGAUGCUACUGUUUCAGUAGUUGACUUCGCUAAAGAUGUUGGAUUAUUCUUGUCCAAAGCAGCUUCCGAAGAUCCUGUCAUUGGACCAUUGUAUAUCUUGUUGGAUGUGAUGCCGAAUCUAGCAGCGCAGAUUUUGCCGCAGAUUCUUCAUGAAGUGUUGUUGGCUGACCUUCACGGUGAGAUAAAAAUUCGUCAUACAGUCUCCGAGGUUUUCAAAAAGGUGCUUCGACAGGUUAAGGACGAAAAUAUACCUCAUGCACGGCUUGUCUUGAAUUGCAUCCUUUAUUUGAGGAACCAGCCCAGGCCAGAUGAAUCGACUAUUGUAGAACGAGAUGAAUGGCUCGAUAUUGACUUUGCUGAGGCAUCCUCCGCAGCCAGCCGAUGCUUUCUGCCAAAGACCGGGCUCUUGUUUCUCGAGAUUUGCGCUUCACGUCUGGCUUUAACUUCUCGUCGGUCUUCACUCGCUAAAUACGAAGCUCCUUCAGAUAUCUUACACGCCCUAUAUCAAGAGAUUGACGACCCAGAUAUCUUCUACGGUAUUCAGCAGGAUUCGUCUUUGGAAGCCGUUAUGGGUAAGCUCGAACACGAAAGCUCUGGCCUGAAAAAUUUGUUGUUUCAAAGUGCACAGUAUGAUAGUGAGAUCCAGAUGGGCGGGACCGCGAAUGUCCACAGUGUCUUAAAAGCACUCCAUUCGACAAAUCUCCAAGGAAUCGCAAACUCGGUCUUUGCGGCUUCUGGGAACUCGAGAGAUACUUCGCUUUCGCUCGAUAGUAUGCUUCAGACAGCAACCAGUCUCCGACAGUGGGAUAUCCCUGUCUCGCCUUUACACGCAUCUCCGGCUGGAGCAGUCUUUCGGACCUUCCAGAGCCUCAGCAUGUCGAGGACUAUCGCUGAUGUCUCCACCUCCAUUAACGAGUGCCUCCUGGACAGUCUAGAAUUAUUGAAUAGCAGCAGUCGAUCAGUGAGCGAUCUCAGGACUACCAUGAGGGUCUUGGGAAUUAUGACAGAAGCAAGUGACGUUCUGGGAACAAAGUCGACCGAAGAAAUCAAUCAGGAGUGGCAGAGGAUAGUCUCUAGGAAUUCUUGGUUGAGAACCACUAGUCCGGAUGAGGUUGGCGAGAUUUUGACAUGUCGCGAGGCACUUUUUACUACAAUCCGGCAAAAGGACUUAUUGAAGUCUGCAAUCAACCUAUCCGACUCAGACGCGCUGUUACUAGAAAUUAAGGUUCUUCGUCAAUCGCUCGAAAUUGCACAUAGCCACAAUCUAUCUCAGGCUUCGCUAAAAAUCGCGUUUUGUCUUCAGAAGCUUGCAUCUCAAAGCGCAUUACUAGGUCAUGACACCGAGGGAGCGGCGAAGUUCGACCUGGCCCAUGUGUUUUGGGACCAGGGCGAAAUGGCCGCGUCAAUCGAAAUGCUCCGGCAGCUCAAAGAUAGAAACGAUCUGCAUAAGCAAGCCGUUCCUAUAAGCCGUGCAGAACUUCUCGUUACCCUGGUAAGUCGAGAAGGAGGUCACCGUACUGCGCAAGCGCGCUUGGAGAAGCCUGAAACGAUUAUCCAAGAUUACAUGUCGGUGGCAGUCAAGGAACUUAAACAACGCUCCAGAGGCGAGGAUGUUGGCCGAGUAUAUCACGGCUUUGCAAUGUUCUGUGACCAGCAAUUACAGAACCCAGACGGCCUAGAAGAUUUCAGGCGCGUCGAACAACUUCGAAAUCGCAAAGAACAAGAAGUUGUAGCGUUGGAAGAAAUGAUGGCUACGGUGUCAGGCAGAGAAAGAGAAACUCUCAGAUUUCACCGAUCGAAAACGAAGCAGUGGUUUGACCUCGAUGAUCGGGAAUACCAACGUCUCCUGCGCAGUCGGGAGGCUUUCCUUCAACAAUGCCUUGAGAACUAUCUUCUGUGCUUGAGAGAGAGCGAGUCAUACAACAAUGAUGCUCUUCGCUUUUGCGCAUUAUGGCUUGACAAAUCGGAUAAUGCGAUUGCAAAUAUGGCCGUGUCGAAGUACCUUCAGCAGGUCCCCAGUCGCAAAUUUGCCCCUUUGAUGAACCAGUUGACGUCCCGUCUUUUAGACAUUUCCGACGAGUUCCAAAAAAUGCUCUUCGCAUUGAUUUAUCGAAUCUGCGUUGAACAUCCAUUCCAUGGCAUGUACCAGAUUUUCGCGUGCAGCAAAUCCAAGGGUGGCAGAGAUGAAUUAGCUUUGUCUCGUUUUCGAGCAGCCAACAAGCUGGUACAGGGCUUAAGAAUUGAUAAACGCAUGGGUACGACCUGGGUCAAUGUCCACAAUGCCAACAUCACUUAUGUGCGGUUUGCGGUUGAGAAGCCCGACGACAAGUUGAAGAGUGGUGCCAAAGUGCCAUUGAAGAAACUGUCCACUGGACAACGCCUCGAACAGGAUGCAGCCGACUUGAAACUGCCACCACCAACCAUGAGAAUAGAUAUUCGCCUGGACUGCGACUACAGUGACAUACCUAGGCUCCAGGGAUACCAGCCCCAUUUCACCAUCGCCUCUGGUGUCAGUGCCCCGAAAAUUGUGACGGCAAUUGCCAGCAAUGGUCGACGAUACAAGCAAUUGUUCAAAGGAGGGAAUGAUGACCUCCGGCAGGAUGCCAUCAUGGAACAGGUUUUUGAGCAAGUCAGCAGCCUCCUCAAAGAUCAUCAAGCUACUCGACAACGGAACCUGGGCAUUCGUACCUAUAAGGUCCUUCCUCUAACCUCAAACGCUGGCAUCAUUGAAUUUGUUCCCCAUACAAUUCCGCUUCACGACUAUCUGAUGCCGGCACAUCAGAAGUACUUCCCCAGGGACAUGAAACCGAACAUCUGUCGUAAGAAUAUCAGCGAUGUUCAAACAAGGUCAUUCGAGCAGAGAGUGCGAACGUAUCGGCAGGUAACGGAGCAUUUCCACCCAGUGUUGAGAUUUUUCUUUAUGGAGAAGUUUAACAAUCCCGACGAUUGGUUCAGCAAGCGGCUGGCCUACACCCGGAGCACUGCGGCCAUCUCGAUUCUCGGGCAUGUGCUUGGCUUGGGUGAUCGACACGGUCAUAAUAUCCUACUGGAUGAGAGGACUGGCGAGGUUGUUCAUAUCGACUUGGGAGUCGCUUUCGAACAAGGCCGAGUGCUUCCAGUGCCUGAGGUUGUACCUUUCCGCCUAACACGCGACCUAGUUGACGGGAUGGGGAUCAGCAAGACCGAGGGUGUUUUCAGGCGCUGUUGCGAGUUCACUCUCGAUGCCCUGCGUCAAGAAUCAUAUAGCAUCAUGACGAUUCUAGAUGUCCUCCGAUACGACCCGCUGUACAGCUGGACAGUUUCCCCACUGCGGCUGAACAAAAUGCAAGAUGCACAGAAUGCCGCGGACGAGGAUGGACCUCCAGUCAUCACCGGCAAUAUGGAUCAGCGAUCUGCAAACGAGCCAAGCGAAGCAGACCGCGCGCUCACCGUGGUUGCCAAAAAGCUGGGCAAGACGUUGAGUGUAACGGCCACUGUCAACGAACUCAUCCAGCAGGCUACAGAUGAGAAGAACCUUGCGAUGCUAUACUGCGGCUGGGCCGCAUAUGCAUAAGGCUCGUGGAAUUUAAGAAGCUCCCAUGGAUUGCAUGAGAACUCGUAGCAUGUUGGGAUGUGCAUCAUUUAUGGAUCGGUAUCGAGCUGUUCGGAUAUUUGGUGGCAGAUUCCAGCUAGUACUAGUAUAUACUUUGUAUUUCUUUUACCACGAUAUCGAUAGUCUCAACAUAAAUCUCCGUAUAUCUCAUCCGAAAAUAUACUGGCAGGAAUUGGAGCGGUCCAGUUGAGAGAUUCCAGAGUCAUCC